UUUGUAAGGUUACAAAAUAUUAGCCUGUUUGAUGACCUUGCGUAAAUGGGACCUAGCCUACCUACCUUCUGAUCCUUGAGCCAGCACCAAAAUAGACCUGCGUUUCAGUGUGGCAGCCAAUCAAAUGUAAAGCCGGUAAGCAUGGGCCCUGCCCUAAUUCUCCUUCAACCAAUCGACGUCAAGAAGGGGACGGAAAUACAGUAGUCCCUAAUUCUAGUAGCAAAUGUUUCAAAGUAAAUAUCUUGAUUCUAUGGGUUACGUAGCGACUGUAUUUGGGUACUUAAAAGAGCUGGGACUGGGAUAGGUUUACUGCCGAAUACAAAACUUCGUGGCAGUUUUUGACCAUACGAUCCCCUCUCUAACUAUGGACCAAUAGCUGCCAGCUCUGCACCAUGGGGAUCUGCACAAGGUUGCAGCUUCUGCUUUGGAAGAACUUCACCUACCGUAGGAGGAAUAAGAUUCAGCUGCUCAUUGAGCUUCUUUGGCCCCUGUUCCUCUUCCUCAUCCUCAUCGCUGUGCGACGCUCCCACCCCCCAUACAAACAGAGGCAGUGUCACUUCCCAAACAAAGCCCUCCCCUCGGCCGGCACGCUGGCAUGGGUUCAGGGCAUCAUAUGCAACAUCAACAAUCCCUGCUUCCACCAACCCACACCUGGAGAGACACCCGGACAAGUGGGCAACUUUGACAACUCAAUACUUUCACGGAUUCUUUUGGAAACGAGGACCACGCUGGCCUACAGCAGCAACCAGACGGCUUUCUCCAGUUUUCAGGAGCUCCUGGAUGUCGCUCAGAGACUUGGAGAGCGGCCCGAGGCUUGGCCAAAUUUGCCUGUGGGGGAAUACCUGCGAUCGAAUGAAACAUUCUCCAGCUUCCUUCUCACCAAUGGCAGCCUUCCACGUCCAGCCCUUGAUGCACUACUUAGGGCACGACUCAACUUCCAGGUGGUGUCCCUCUCCGGGGCAGGGAUGCGUCUGGCGGACAUUGUGUGCAACGCCUCUCUGCUGGAGCAAUUUCUGACCGUAGGGGAGGGCGACUCCAUGUCUGUGCUGCAGGCGAACUUGUGCGCAGUUGACCCGGACACACUCCAGCAGGCCGAGCAGCUCUUCCUCACCCAGCUGGACUACAGCAAGAUCUUCACGAGAGACAGACUAAGAGCAAAUUUGGGAGAACUAAGGGCUCUAAGCCAGGCCGUCACUUCUGUGUCUCGAGAAGUUGCUGCCAUUUUGGAUGAUUUCUCAGGGUUGUCGGGUUUCUCUGACUUGAACGCGGAGCUGAGGCUGCUGUCUCCCGAGAACCGCUCGGAGGCACCGCUGAACAGCUUCCGUGCUUUCAGCCGGAUCGUUUGCGGCCACCCUGAGGGGGGCGUGGAGCGCAUCCCCUCCUUCAACUGGUACGAGGACCACGACAUCAAGUCCUUCCUGGGCCGAAACGGCACGGAACAGGACGACAUGGACAGCGACAAUGUCACCACUCCCUUCUGUAAAAGCGUCAUUCAGAAUUUGGAGUCAAACCCUCUCUCCCGCAUCGUGUGGCGAGGAAUCAAGCCCCUCUUCAUUGGGAAGCUGCUGUACACACCAGACACACCUGCAAUUCGGGAGGUCAUGAAAGAGGUGAAUAAGACAUUUCAGGACCUGCAGAUUCUGGAGGACCUAAAGGGGGCCUGGGAAGAAAUUGGGCCUCGUGUGAAGACCUUCAUGGAGAGCAGUGUGGAGAUCCGUCUUCUGAAGGACCUGCUGAGGCGGCCAGAGGUGGCGGUCCUGGUGAACAUGCAGCUGGAGAACACUACCUGGACGGCGUCACGGAUUGCCCGCUUCCUGUCCACACCAGCACCUGAAGCCCCACGCAGAGAAGGGGCUCCCCCCACCUGGUUCGACGUCUUCCAGGACGUGAACAACUCCAUCAGCACCCUUGGCCUGAUCACUGAAUGCUUUUCUCUAGAUAAACUGGAGGGCACUGCCACAGAGGGCCACAUGAUUGACAGGGCUCUUGAGCUCCUGGAGGACAGGCAGUUCUGGGCUGGGAUAGUUUUCCUCCUUCCAGAUCCUUCUGCUCCCACCCUCCCACCUCACGUGUCAUACAAGAUACGCAUGGAUAUAGAUGAUGUCACACGGACCAAUAAGAUCAAAGACAAGUUCUGGGAUCCGGGCCCAGCUGCCGAGCCCUUCAGUGACAUGCGCUACAUCUGGGGCGGCUUUGUGUACGUGCAGGACCUGGUGGAGCGGGCGCUGGCUCGAGUCAUGACCGGCAAGGAGCAGAACACAGGCAUCUACCUGCAGCAGAUGCCUUACCCGUGCUUUGUGGACGACGUUUUUCUGCGUGUGCUGAACCGCUCCCUGCCUAUGUUCAUGACGACAGCGUGGAUGUACUCUGUGGCCAUGAUCAUCAAAUGUGUGGUGUACGAGAAGGAGGCACGCCUCAAGGAGACCAUGAGGAUUAUGGGCCUGGGCUCUGGCACGCUCUGGGUCAGCUGGUUCAUCAGCAGCUAUGUGCCUUUCCUCAUCAGUGCCGGCAUGCUCGUCACUCUCCUUAAGAUGGGGGACAUCCUGCCGUACAGUAACCCAGUGGUGGUAUUCUUCUUCCUGGCUGCCUUUGCCACAGCCACCAUCAUGCUGUGUUUCCUUAUAAGCACCUUGUUCUCUCGGGCGAACCUGGCGUCUGCGUGCGGGGGCCUCAUCUACUUCUCUCUCUACCUACCUUAUGUGCCGUGCGUGGCCUGGAGAGAUCGCCUAACCACCACACACCGCGUCCUCGCAAGUUUUCUGUCUCCGGUGGCGUUCGGCUUUGGCUGUGAGUACUUCUCCCAGUAUGAGGAGCAGGGUGUGGGCAUCCAGUGGUUCAACGUCAACUCCAGCCCCUCGGAGGGAGACACCUACAACUUUCUCACCUCCAUCGUGAUGCUCUAUGUAGAUGCAUUUAUCUAUGGUGUACUUGCCUGGUACAUUGAGGCAGUUUUCCCUGGUGAGUUUGGGAUACCCAAGCCAUGGUCCUUCAUCUUCCAGUUGAAUUACUGGGGUGGGGUGCCGCUGGAACAGGGCAUGCCAAUCCCCCCAGCCCCCAGGAAUGAGCCAGACGCACGAAUAGAGCCAGAGCCUCAGAACCUCAUUCUGGGUGUCGCCAUCUGUGACCUUGUCAAGAUUUACAAGAAGGGGGGGAAACUGGCUGUCGAUCACCUCAACAUGAAGUUCUAUGAGGGGCAGAUCACCUCAUUCCUGGGCCACAAUGGUGCAGGAAAGACCACCACAUUAUCCAUCCUGACGGGGCUGUUUCCACCCUCGUCAGGGUCGGUGUAUGUGAGGGGCAUGGACAUCCGCACUGACAUGGACUGGAUCAGGAGGACUCUGGGUGUCUGCCCACAGCACAACGUCCUCUUUGACAUCCUGACGGUGGAGGAGCACGUGUGGUUCUAUGGCCGACUUAAGGGCAUGGAUAACGAUGAGGUGCGUGAGGAGGUGUUCUCUCUGCUGGAUGAUGUGGGGCUGCUGCACAAGCGUCACGAAGAAACACGCAACCUGUCCGGGGGAAUGAAGAGGAAGCUGUCCGUGGCUAUUGCUUUCAUUGGGGGUUCAAAGGUGGUGGUCCUGGAUGAGCCUACUGCUGGAGUUGACCCCUACUCCCGCCGGGGCAUUUGGGACCUGCUUCUCAAGUACCGCAAAGACCGCACCAUCAUCCUCUCCACACAUUAUAUGGACGAGGCGGAGCUGCUGGGUGACCGCAUCGCCAUCAUCUCCCAGGGGAAGCUGUGCUGCUGUGGCUCCCCCCUCUACCUCAAGGCCAAGCUGGGCACAGGAUACUACCUCACCGUGGUCAAGAAGGACAGCAGAUCGCCCAGCACAAGUGCCAGCGCUGGAAAGCUCUCUUUACCCCCAGUGCCUAAGGACAGUGAUUCAUCCCUAAGUGAUGACACCGGACUAGGAAGUGAGGAUAAUGGCCCUGACGUGCCCGCCCUGGUGGCACUGGCUCAGCAUCACAUGCCUGAGGCGAGGCUGGUGCAGGACCUGGGCAGGGAGGCCAUCUUGAACCUGCCACACCGCUCAGGGGAGGACGGCAGCCUUGCACUCUUCCUGGCCGAGCUGGAGAAGAGGCAGGCUGAUAUGGGCAUCACCAGCUAUGGCCUCUCAGACACCACCCUGGAGGAGAUUUUCCUGAAAGUUGCGGAGGAGACAGGCGUAGAUGCGGACCCUGCUGAGCCUGAGAGACCGCCCACAGCACCGCCGCAACGACGAGUCGACCCGCCCGAGGAACGGGAGCCAGGCAGGAAAAGACCAUGCAAGCAAGAGCCCAAGGAGACAGACCUUCUGAGUGGGGAGGGGAGAGGUGGCGACCCGGCUACCGGCUGGUGGCUCACCUGGCAGCAGCUGCGGGCGCUCUUCGUCAAGAGGUGGCUGUACGCCCGCCGCAGCCGAAGGGGCUUCUUCGCCCAGAUUGUGCUGCCUGCCCUGUUUGUCCUCAUCGCUCUGUUCUUCAGUCUCCUUGUCCCGCCCUUUGGGAAGUACCCCGCCCUGGAGCUCCAGCCCUGGAUGUAUGGAGACCAGUACACAUUCUACAGCAAUGAUGCACCAAAGGACCCAGCCAUUCAGAACCUCCUCGAGGCCUUGCUUGACCCGCCAGGUUUUGGCACCAAAUGCAUGGACUUAAGCACGAACUCAACUUGUGGGGUGGAGUCGGGCUCUAGGUUCAUGCGUCCUCAGGUGUCGUACUCCACCUGGCAGCUGCUGGGGAAGGGGAACUGGACGCGCGAGCGGCCCUCUCCUGAGUGCGAGUGCAGCUCAGAGGAGGUGCGCCGCAUGUUGCCAGACUGCCCAGAGGGAGCCGGAGGACUGCCCCCGCCACAGCUAAAGCAACUGACUGGAGACACCCUGCAGAACCUGACUGGCCGUAACAUCUCAGAUUACCUGGUGAAGACAUAUCCGCAGAUUCUCAAGAAAAGCAUGAAGACCAAGAAGUGGGUGAAUGAAUUCAGGUAUGGAGGCUUUUCUCUGGGUGGGAAGGCCUCUCAGUCCUUACCAGAUGGUCACCACCUGGAUGAGUCGGUCUUGGCCAUCAGAUCACGCUACAGUGUGCCAGAGAACAGUUCCUUUGACCAGCUUUUGCAGAGACUACCAGGCUUUCUGAGUGGCUUGAACCGCGAGCAGAACGUGAAGGUUUGGUUCAACAACAAGGGUUGGCAUGCCAUGGCAUCCUUCGUCAAUGUGCUGAACAAUGGGCACCUGCGUGCCAACUUGCCGCCUGGUGCGGACAAGAGGCGCUAUGGCAUCACGGCCUACAAUCACCCCCUCAACCUCACCAAGGAGCAGCUCACUGAAAUGGCCCUGAUGACUACCUCUGUGGAUGUUCUGGUGUCUACCUGCGUCAUCUUUGCCAUGUCCUUUGUGCCGGCAAGUUUUGUGCUGUUUCUGAUUGAGGAACGCGUCAGCAAAGCCAAGCACCUGCAGUUCGUCAGUGGAGUGAAACCGAUCCUGUACUGGCUGGCAAACUACACCUGGGACAUGCUGAACUACUCUGUGUCUGCCAUCAUGGUGGUGCUCAUCUUCAUCGGCUUUCAGCAGCAGUCUUACGUCUCUGAGGCCAACCUGCCUGCCCUCGUCCUGCUGCUUUUGCUCUAUGGCUGGUCCAUCACCCCGCUCAUGUACCCAGUCUCUUUCUUCUUUGAAGUCCCAAGCACAGCCUAUGUUGUCCUCACCUCGGUUAACCUCUUCAUCGGAAUGAAUGGUAGCAUUGCCACAUUUGUUCUCGAGCUGUUUGUGGAUCAGCACUUGAAUGACAUCAACAAGAUCCUGAAGAAGGUCUUCCUGAUUUUCCCACACUUCUGCCUGGGUCGAGGGCUCAUUGAUAUGGCCAAGAAUCAGGCCAUGGCUGAUGCCUUUCAGAGACUCGGUGCCAAGCAGACACUGGACCCACUUGAGUGGGAUUUUGUGGGGAAGAACUUAUUUGCAAUGGCGGUUGAGGGAGUGGUGUUCUUCAUAUUCACCAUUCUACUUCAGUACGGGUUCUUCUGCAAGUUCAGACCCUGGUCAGACCCAGUGCUGCCCCCUCUUGGCCCAGAGGAUGAGGACGUUGCCAAAGAGAGAGACAGAGUACGGAACGGAAGAGCACAAGGAGACCUACUGAGCAUGAAAGACCUGAGCAAGAUAUACAAGGCAGGGAGGAUGCCAGCUGUGGACCGUCUCUGUCUGGGGAUCCCUCAUGGGGAAUGCUUUGGUCUACUGGGAGUGAACGGUGCCGGAAAGACGACCACAUUCCGCAUGCUAACAGGAGACACCGACAUCACCCAUGGAGAAGCUUAUCUUAGUCAGCACAGCGUGCUGACUGAGAUGGAGCGGGUCCAUCAGCUCAUGGGUUACUGCCCGCAGUUCGACGCCAUCAGCGACCUGCUCACAGGCCGGGAGCACCUGGAGUUCUACGCCCGCCUGCGGGGAGUGAGGGAGGAGAACGUGGCAAAGGUGGCUGACUGGGGGGUGCGGAAGCUGGGUCUGACUCAGUAUGCAGAGCGGGAAGCAGGCGGCUACAGUGGGGGAAACAAGCGCAAACUCUCCACUGCCAUUUCCCUGAUCGGAGCUCCUCCAGUGAUAUUCCUGGAUGAGCCUACCACAGGCAUGGACCCCAAAGCCAAGCGCUUCCUGUGGAACUGCAUCCUGAGUGUCAUCAAGGAGGGCAGGGCUGUGGUGCUCACUUCUCACAGCAUGGAGGAAUGUGAAGCUCUAUGCACUCGAAUGGCCAUCAUGGUGAAUGGCAGGUUUCGGUGUCUGGGAACAGUGCAACACCUCAAGAACAGGUUUGGCGACGGCUACACGAUAAUCCUGCGGCUCUCCAUGCCCUCGCAGGAGCCUUGUCUAGUGGACUCCUACCUCAAACGCGCUUUCCCAGGCAUCGAGCUGAAGGAGAAGCAUCAGAACGUUCUGCAAUACCAGCUGCCCUCUCACGCGUGCUCCCUCGCCUACGUCUUUGACGUGCUCUCCAACAACUAUGAGGAGCUGGGUGUGUCUGACUACUCUGUCUCUCAGACCACUCUGGAUCAGGUUUUUGUCAACUUUGCUAAGGAACAGAGUGAUGACGACCAGCUCAGAGAGGUGACGGUGAAUGGUGCUGAUCAGGCAACUCAAACCAACCGGCUACUCCCCAGCCGACCAGUUCAGCCAAUAACCAGUGCACCCAAAUCACCACCCAAACCACCAAUCAGGUCUCAGACAAGUCGGCCUUCCCCACAAAACAAGGCAGCUGACCCUUGCCAGGCAUCCUCUCCCACCCAUGAACCCAGCCAGUCACCAUCUCCGAGCCAAAGCUCUCAAGCUGGCCAGUCCGCCUCACCAAACGGGGCAGCUCAACCCAGCGAGUCACCCACACUGAACGUGGCAGCUCAACCAACUCGGAUACCCUCUCCGAAUAGGGCAGCUAAACCCAGCGGAGCUCCCAAAUCGCCUAGGUCUGGGGUCAGAGGAGACGACCCCAAUGAGGUAAAAGACAAAGACAUUCCAAUGACAAAACUGCCACAGCCAAAGGCCAAGAAAGAAUCUUCAGGCAACAAGGCGAAGCGUAAAGGAGAGGCCUCUGACAGUAAAGAUCCAACCAAACUAUUCAUGGUUACAACCACAGCAGACAGUGAGGUCUGAGGAGAGCAGCCAGGCUGUGGUUUAAAGGCUUGUUAAAACAGACAGAACUGGCUACUGCAUGCCAAGCAUGUCUGGUAGGGGGUGGGAUACAUGCCUGAAUGAGUCCUCCAAAGUUUCAGGUCUGGUGCCUUGUUCAUUAUCCAUCAUUGCUGUGCUCCUUGUCACUGUGUCCUCCUUGGUUCUUUAAGGCCAUUCAUGCAGUUUUAACAACUUAUUUGCAAAUCCUGAGGAAUCUCCUGCUGCAUUCUCAGGAAGAAAGUAUAAUGGCCCAUAUACACCUGCACUGUGCAAACAACUAUCAAUGCAUUCCCCAGAAUCCCUUUCCUUUUGUUACUCAAUGUUUCCAUAAUGAUCUGAUGCACUUUGAAACUGAAAAUGAUGUGCACUAUCUGACAUUCUAUUAACUAUUAUGGGGGGUUUGCUGAUUACCUCUAGCCUACCCACAUACAAUGGAGUACUGUUGAUGUGUUGAGACUUUAAAGGAGUAGUACAUAUAUGUGUACACAGACACUUACCUUUUUUGCCACUUACCUCCAAUAUGGUAGAUAAGCUUAGAUGUAUGUGGUGUCCAAAUUCUGCCUCCUAAAACCUUAUGGCCAAUACUUUAUUAUAAGCUUUAAAUGGUAUUUGUCAAAGAAAACAAUCAGUUACAUCAAAUUACCAUGUGAAUCCCCUCUACCUUUCAAUAUAGUUCCUUAAGAAUGAUGCUGUAAGACCAAGAAUGAAAGUUAACUACAUUUAUUUCAUUUGUUUUACAAAUCACAGUAUCCCACAUUGUAAGAUAUCACAAAAUCUAGUCUACUGGACUACUUCAUAACUCACUAUAAGUUCUAGGCAAUGGUAAUAUGAGUUCAGCAGUUUACAUGGUGGUUGUUAGCUUGUGUCAAUGAUCAGUUGUUUCGGUCAGCUUUAUAGCUCAAUGCAGAACUGGUAAGUGGCAAGAUUUGGACAUCAUACAUUGUCUUGAUGAAUGAUAUACAAGGGGAAAAUCUGGGUAAAUAACUUCUUCCACUAGACUACUCCAUCAAGACACUGCCUUCAUUAGGUCAGUUUUUUUAUAUGUUUAAUUUUUUACCUAUUUUGAAAAGGCUUUUUCUUGGUUUCAUGGGUGUCAGAUGAACGGUCAAGCCUAUGCACUGCAUAAUGCUGCACCUCUUUUUUGAAAAAUAAAUAAAACUGUUACCAUGUCAAGCUGCAUUAGCAUGUGAAGACAUAAAAUAGAAUGUACUGAAUAAUGACAAUGUGUUAAAAUAGUAAUAUACUAUACUUGAAUGUGGAUGUAGUAAUUUAUCAGUAUCAGUAUGUCUAUAUGAAAAUGAUAUUUACAAAUAAAUAUUUAAUAUUUAAA
Molecule: messenger RNA, 8955 nt
Organism: Clupea harengus (Atlantic herring)
Lineage: Eukaryota; Metazoa; Chordata; Actinopteri; Clupeiformes; Clupeidae
Gene: abca7
Product: ATP binding cassette subfamily A member 7
Biological process (GO): transmembrane transport; lipid transport
Cellular component (GO): membrane; intracellular membrane-bounded organelle
Molecular function (GO): ATP binding; ABC-type transporter activity; ATP hydrolysis activity
Source: RefSeq, a predicted model, not a curated record